GGAGAAAGUUCCAGGGCACAAUAAAUGAUGCUGCUUCCUCUCAUGUUGACGUCUCGAAGUCUUGGCGGCAGCGUAGUGUACCGAAUCGGACUGUGUACCUACCUACGCAGUAUGUCGUGAAACAGCUUCUUAUCUGGUCGCUUAUGAUCUUUCAGCCAGCCACGGUACUCGCGCGAGUUCGGUCAUUAAUGGUGUUUCUUGCGCAUCCACCUGGAGCCGAGCCGAGCUUCGUCCACGUAAUACCAGAAUGCCAUUGUGGUCAAUGUCUUGGGGGUAGCAAUCUGCGAUGCUCAAGUCAUGAGGAACAGCGUGGCAUCACCCUUGGACCGUCGUCGCCUUGUCACACGAAGAACACCGGCAAUCAAUCCUCCUUCGCAAUGAACAAUGGUGCAAAGAAAGCGCUGGGCCGCGUUGGAGUGACCGCUGUGCUUCAGCCUCAGCAAGGGAAGCCUGCAAGGCAUGACAUCCACAAGAGAUUGCGUCAACUUGCGAUGCAAUGCCGACGUCAGAGAUCAGUCAGACCUCAGUCAGACCUCGGCGGAGAUGUAGGCCCAAGGCGGGGUUGGCGCAUUGGCGUUCGGCCGGCUAGUUCGACCCGCACGGCAACACGGAGAAGCUGGCUGCCUACCUAGCAAGGCGAUCUCGAUAUGCUGCGUUAGACACUUGUAACUGGUCUGGGAUUU
This is a messenger RNA of Chaetomium strumarium, 683 nucleotides long. RefSeq lists its product as uncharacterized. The record is from RefSeq and is a predicted model, not a curated record. The transcript is spliced from 3 exons. NCBI's taxonomy places the organism in Eukaryota, Fungi, Ascomycota, Sordariomycetes, Sordariales, Chaetomiaceae. The coding region runs from base 144 to 632 and encodes 162 amino acids.